Setaria italica (foxtail millet) is the source of this 3162-nucleotide messenger RNA. RefSeq lists its product as uncharacterized. The record is from RefSeq and is a predicted model, not a curated record. The coding region runs from base 63 to 2840 and encodes 925 amino acids. The transcript has 3 exons. Lineage: Eukaryota; Viridiplantae; Streptophyta; Magnoliopsida; Poales; Poaceae.
UCCAAAUCGCGCCGACCCUUACGCACAUGCCCAAAACUCGAUAAAAAAACUCUCUCUCGAGGAUGGCUGCAGCCGCUGCUAAUCCAAAUCAUUACACCGUCCCAAUGCCACGAAACUCCGAGGCUGCGAGAUCGCCAGCGAGCGGCUAUCCAUGGGCGGCAGCAGAGAAACGGCUGAACCGCUUCGUUCGCGCCGUUGCUCUCGUGGAGAGAAUGGGCAACGGCCUCGGCACGCUGGCGUUCACAUGGGCGACCGUCGUCGUGCUCGGCGGGUUCUCCACGGACCUGCGACAGGAUUUUUGGUACGCAACGGCGAUCGUCUUCCUCGAGGCUUUCAGGGUGUUUAGCCGCGAAAGCAGAUCAGAUGACCAAUUGUUAUUCAAGACCACAGGUGGUGUCAAACUGAAAAGAGUGGUACUCGGCAGUGGGGUACUGUAUUAUCUAAAUGCAGUGAUUGUGGUGGUAUGCUUUUCAAAUUUCCUAGUAAUUAUCACCAAUCACUUCUUUCCGCUAGGACCAAACCAAACCUUGGUGCUAGCAGCAUUUCUAGCGCUAGUGAGCAAGUUGGAGUUUUCCACGUACAUCGAAGGGCUGAGCAGCUCAGGGCGCAAUAUAUUUGCUACUGUUUUCUUUCGUUGUAUCCCCAUAGUUGCACUCGUUCUGCUAGCUGUUGGUAGAGUAUAUUGGGUAGAUCUGAAGCCAGCAAACGCCCUGUUGCCUCUGAUGCCUCUCUUUGCGUCUUGGAUAAUAUUUAACCUUCUAGUGCUUAGUCUCCAGCACCAUGAACAAAAAUUUGUUAAGGCGACUAAGACGUUGUGCACCGUCAUUUUCCCCUUAUGGGUGGCUAUAUCUCUUGUUGUAGCAUUUAAAACAUUGGGUCUCUUGAUACUAUUAUCCACAGCACUGCUAGGCAAUAUCCAGAUUCCAGUGGCCAUCGCACGUAUUGUGCUAUCGUCGAUGCGCCUUUUCAAGGUUAACGGCCAUCACAUAGACAACAACAAUGAACACCUCAUCCCAGCACUAAAGAUAUUCUAUGUCAUGGUGUUCCUUCAAGGUAUAUCAUACAUUAUGGCAUGUAUGUUGGAGACAGCAUUUUCCUUCUUGUUUAGAAGAUUGUUGGCUAAGGAAUGUGGACUUGGAGAGGAGCCUGAAAUGAAGUCUAUCAACCUCUACUAUGAGGAUGCCUAUGACAAGUGCAUGCAAGAUGGCGUCCUCUCCCAGGAGGACCUGAAACUUGUCAGGUUUGCUGUUGAUUCCCUGAGCUCCAACUCCCACAUCCAGAACCUCGCGUCUGUCCGAAUUCUGUACUCCCUUCUGAAGAAAACAGAAACGAGCAAAAGCAACACUGGGUUACUUGUCUCAGAAAUCACCACAAGCAACAAUUCGGUCGCCACCUUGAUCAGCAUGCUGGGAUGGACGGAGCCAGAAGAUGAAGGCAUAAGGCUGUUUGCUGCUGAGGUCAUCGCCAAGAUGGCUGACAAUCUCUGGAUCGUGGGUGUCCCUGGAACAAUGCAAAUGGUAUCUUCUCUCCUUGAUUAUGAUCCUCGAGCUUCGGAAGUGUGCAUAAACAUGGAGGUGCCUGGUUACCUGCCACCAUCAAGAAUACUGGAUCUCUCAGAGCAACAAACAGAAAACAAUGUUCUGAACACUCAAAACAAGUUCUUGCAACGUGUGAUGAAUCUGAUUUCAAUCCCAAAUGAAGAUAAGGAAUUUUGGAUAACAAAGGAUUCGUUCCCUUCUCAGGCGUUAGAAAUCCUUGAAAAGCUGGCUCAUGAUCAUGACAAUUGUGCAGAAAUUAGCAGAGCCACGGGACUCAUUGCAAAGAUCAUAGGUUUCAUGAGCUCCACCAUAGACACCACAAACAUCCCUAAGCCACAGAAAGAGCUAUGGACUACUUCAUCUUUGAAAUUGAUCAAGAAGCUUGCAAGCACCAAUGGGGAAAUUGGUAAAGUACUCCGGCAGAAAAUUUCUGAACAACCCUUGAUACUAAGUAACUUUGCUGAGGUCUUGGAGGACAGCUGCAGUAGCAAGGACCAAAUGGAGCUAGUGUUGGAGAUCCUUGCUAAACUUGCAAUUGACAUGGAAGCAAGAGAGGAUAUUUUCUCAUUCCAAGUGUUCAUCACUAAGUUGGUGAAUGCCUUUCUUGGUCGAGAACAACAGCCAUCAGUUCGGAAUGUGGCAGGUGAAGCAUUGUCACUGCUGUCAAUGGGGAAUGCUAGCAAAUUCUCUGCUAUCUUGGAAGCAAUAGGACCCAGCUUUAUUGACCUGAAAGAUAUGCUCCUUCAUGACGAGUACACAUAUGUUACAGCAAGUUUGCUGCAAAAUGUGUGUGCUCAAUCUCUAGAGAAGCUAAGCCAAGCAGGAUCAAGCGGGGACCUGUCAUCUUUCUUGCCAGUGGUUUUCGCGAAAAUAAUGAACGCGGAGCUGCAGGGCAAGAAACUUGAGGCUCUGGUCAGCUUGGCUUCGCAGAUCUGUAAGGUCCUCCCUCAACACUUUGCACACCAGCUGGAGCUACAACACGAAGGAUUACCUAACCUUGUUAAAAAGCUGGUGGAUACACUGAAGGCCAGUAAGAAACCUAGUGUUGAAUACCCAAGGAUGAGAAGGGUUAUUAUUGAGAUGACAAUAUGCAUGUUGGAAACAUGUCCCCGUUAUGCAAAAGUUUUUAGAGAAAAGCGUAUGAUGGAAGCACUGUCUAUUGUGGAGAGGACCCCAUCCAAAGUUGAGAAGUACAGGGUCUUCUCUGGCAAUGUAGGGGUGAUUCCGGAGAGCGGCUUACCUCUCCCUGCCCUAGUGGCAAGAGCAAAAGGGUUGGUUGCCCCUGCUACUCAAACUCCAUGAACUCAAUUAGGCAGGCAGGCAUGAUUCAUCAUCGUAGGUACACUAUAUAUCCAUAUCAACAGAGUGGCAUGAUACAUGCAUGUAACCCUGCCUAUUUUAUUAUAUGUCAUAUGUAAUUUGUGAUUUGUUGGGUCCAGUCGUCACAGUGACAGACCUUGGUUUGUAUAUGUUCAACAAAUGUUGUACCUUGCCUAUAAUAAUGUUUUGCUGGCUUGAAUGUAAUUGGCUGAAUGAGUGUGUCGCAGCCUAUAAAAAAUGUUGUACCUAGCUUAUAAUAACAAACGUUGAUCUGUUUAAUAAAUGAAACACUUCCUUUCCAUCA